This is a messenger RNA of Volvox carteri f. nagariensis, 1627 nucleotides long. RefSeq lists its product as uncharacterized. Bases 151 to 1350 code for a protein of 399 amino acids. The transcript has a single exon. The record is from RefSeq and is a predicted model, not a curated record. Lineage: Eukaryota; Viridiplantae; Chlorophyta; Chlorophyceae; Chlamydomonadales; Volvocaceae.
AAAAGGGGGAAAUUUGGGAUCUUACACCAAUCAGCGCACGCGACACCUGGGUUUACCAAUCUCCCCCUCCUAGCCCAUCAUCCUGCAGCACCAUUGUAAUUAUCCGCUCUCAUUCUGUUAUAGUCACAGGAUUCUCACUGGUCAUUACGUAUGUCUCUUCUCACCACAUGUUUGGAAGUUCCUAAGCGGGGCGCCAGCGUAGUGGUGCGGCCACGGAAAGCCAUCGGCGUGAGCACGUGUGAAGUUAGCAUCAAAGCCUUCCAGACGAUUGAAUUCGUGAGGGACGACAUCGGUGAUCUGGGCGCCUCAAAGCCUGGGCCCACUGGGGUGCGGCAGCGACGAGAAAGCAAUCUCAGCAAUUCAAGUUUUGGCUGCAACGACGGCUUUGAGACGCUUGUUUUCUUACAGGACGAGAUCCGUGAGUUGAUAAUAAAGGGCGGCCAUGGGACAGACGGCCAGCAGAAUUCAAGGACCUACUCGCUCAGCAACGAACAAUUGCGGGUUGCAGGGCAACUGAGCGAUGCGUGCUUACCUAUCUAUGAGCCCACUACAGACUCCAUACUGUUCGUGGAGAAGGGGACGGCCAUUAAGCGCCUCGACAGUGACAACGUGAUCUCGUUAGUCGCUGGCUGUGAGACUGAGUCCGGCAACAAGGAUGGCUGUGGCUGGAUGGCGCGCUUUCAGGAAAUCACUGCGCUGAUGGCCGAUGGGAAGGGAAGCAUAUACGUUUCAGAUUACUCCAACGGGCAAUGCUCGCUUCGUGUGCUCUUGAUCUGGACCGGUCAUGUUUGCACUCUGAAAGCCAGGGGCAGGGUGUUGGGGCUUGGUCCUAAAUGGCGAGCGUUGUCGUACGAUGUGGAGGCCAAUAUGAUGGUCGGGGCCUCGACAACCGCUAUCUACCACAUGACGCCGUACGGCAGUGAACUUCACUGCCCCGAGCCGCCUGUGGUGAUGCGCCUGGUGGCUGGAAACGGGCGAGAUAAGGAAGAGGAGGAGGAUGGAUCGGGGGUGGAUGGCAAGGGCAUGAAGGCGCGCUUCAAGUCCAUUUACGCUAUCCAUGCAGCCUCCAACAGCCGUGUGCUCGUGGUGGACUCAGCUGGAAAGGACAAGGUAAACCUUCGUGUGGUGGAUGCGGAUGGCACCGUGCGCACUGUGGCGACCUUCGAUGGCUCGGGCUACGAAACGCUCAGUAUAGGCGUGCUGCCCAAGGGCGAGUUGGUGUUGAGCUUAAACACCAAGAAAUCGACCGGAGCCAUUGUUAUCGUCAGCGGCGCGAACUUUGCGCCAAGCAGCCAGUUCCUGCCUCGGUCAAUGAGGCACUACUCAGCAGUAACCUGGAUGAGGGACUAACCCUGGUCUCCAAAAACACCAGCGGGCCAGUGGCGGCGGUGGGUUUGGCGCGGGGCGGUGUGGAGGGAGCUGGGCUGCUUGUGACGCACACAGCAAGGGGAUGGCAGUACGCAGGAAUGGCAUUAUUGGCUUUGUACUCCAUUAUCAAUGUUUCUGCCGUACUCACGAUUACAGCUCAAUAUGUAUGUGAAGGAUCAGGUCACGCGGCGGACUGCGGUUUGUGAGGAGCCGUAACGUCAUCAGUUGGGGGCACUAGAAGUACGCUGUAAAACAAUUG